Messenger RNA from Rotaria sordida, 687 nucleotides. NCBI's taxonomy places the organism in Eukaryota, Metazoa, Rotifera, Eurotatoria, Philodinida, Philodinidae. The record is from the annotation of a GenBank genome assembly.
AUGAGUUUUUUUGGAAGUCUUAGUAAAAAAGCUGUUGAAAAAGUCUACGAUCUUGCAUCAAAAGUUGAAGGUGGUCGAGAUUAUUUAACUUCAGCUACUAAUACAGUCAAUACAUUAGUUAAAGGCAGUGAUCCACGUGUUCAUUUAAAACAUGGUAAUGUAAUUCAAUUAUUUUCUCGAUCAUCUGGUCGUACAAUACAAAUUGUAAUGUCAAAAACAAAUCAACUAAUAUGUAAUGCUAUAGGUGGUACUGGUUCAUAUUAUUCAAAUGCUUGUUGGAUGGUUAUACCAACUCAAAAUGAUCGUUAUUAUUUUCAUAAUAAUUAUAAUUAUCUUGCUAUUAAAUAUGGUCAAAUUGUCAUUAUACCAUUAUCAAUGCAUCAAUAUCCUCCUCCUGAAGCUGAAUUUCGUGUACAAGAUGUUUUAGGUUCAGCACAUGCUAUUUAUUUAGAAUCUGUACGAACACCUGGAUGUUUUAUUGGUUUUAAUUGGGAUGGCGAACCUUGUAAUGAAAUAAAAAUAGAAACAAGAGAAAAAUUUGCUCAACUUGAAAUUCAUCUUAUUGCUGAUGGAUCUGGUGGUAUUCAACCUGAACUUAUUAAUACAAGAGUUGAAACAUUUGAUACAUCAGCACCUCCAUCAUAUUGGGAAGCAACUAAUGGGUUAAAUAAUCAAUCUACAACUUGA